AUGCAGAUGAUGCGCGCAGUCACCCUGAAGGGGUUCGGAGACACGGACAUGCUCCAGAUCUCCUGCAUUCCCAAGGCCGCCAUCACUCGCGGGAGGGACAUUCUCAUCAAGGUGAGUGCGGCUGGAGUCAACCGCGCCGACGCGGCUCAGCGCCACGGUCACUACCUUCCGCCAAAAGGCAGUAGCGAGGUUAUGGGACUGGAGGUGUCGGGUGUCGUUGAGCAGGUAGGGGUCGAUGUGAAGGACUUCAAGGAGGGCGACAAAGUGAUGGCGCUGCUGCGGGGUGGUGGUUACGCCGAAUACGCCGUGGCACACGAGGGCAGCGUCAUGCACAUCCCACGAGGCUACUCCUUCAUUGAGGCAGCCGCAAUACCAGAGGCGUUUCUCACUGCAUGGCAGGCACUCAAGUACCACGGCCACUGUCGCAAGGGCCACCACGUCCUCAUUCAUGCCGGAGCCAGCGGCGUGGGCACUGCGGCAGCGCAGAUCGUCGAGAAGCACUUUCAGGCCUUCGCCGUCACAACCUCCUCAGAGCUCAAGGUGGAGGUGUGCAAGAACUUUGCGAGCAUCAACCUCGCCCGCACCCCGGAUGAGACCGGGAUGUGCUUUUCUCCGAAGGUGAGGAACCUCCUUGGUGAGGGUGCCAUCAAUCUUGUCCUGGACUCUGUCUUUGGUGGGUCGUACAUCUCCGAGGAUGCCGCGGUACUGGCGAAGGACGGCCGCAUCAUCGUGCUCGCCUUCAUGGGCGGCGCAAAGGUGCACUUGAACUGCCUUCCUCUGCUGCGACAGCGCGCGCACAUCAUCUUCUCGAAGCUUCGCUGCCAGUCGGACGACUACAAGGAGAACCUCGUAUGCACAUUCGAGAAGGAAGUACUCCCCUACAUAAAUGAGCGGGUGAUUGUGCCGGUGGCGAACAAGACAUACCCGUUAGAGGAGGUAGCGCAGGCGCACGCGCGACUCGACGACAGCAGGGCGUGGGGUAAGAUCGUGCUAACGUUCAGCAACUCUCUCACAACGACAUCCGUGAAUCGGCUUCCCACUCCAAAGGCGUAG
Leishmania braziliensis MHOM/BR/75/M2904 is the source of this 1053-nucleotide messenger RNA. RefSeq lists its product as hypothetical. Bases 1 to 1053 code for a protein of 350 amino acids. Gene Ontology annotation, molecular function: oxidoreductase activity. Lineage: Eukaryota; Euglenozoa; Kinetoplastea; Trypanosomatida; Trypanosomatidae. The transcript has a single exon. The record is from RefSeq and is a predicted model, not a curated record.